AUGGGUGGGGAACUAAAAAGCACAUUGCCUCUUGAGAAGCUGUAUGACUUUCUGUCCAAGUCUACCGACGUGGAGAUAUGGGAGAAGGACAUUAGGACCAAGCACCGGGGAAGGAUAGUCGGGUUUGACGAGUACAUGAACCUCGUGAUUGACAAUGGGGCCAAGAGAUACUUGCUGAAGGGAGACUGUGUAUGCGUGGUUCUUGGGAAGGAUACAUGCUAG
This is a messenger RNA of Encephalitozoon hellem ATCC 50504, 222 nucleotides long. Its product is annotated as LSM domain-containing protein. Lineage: Eukaryota; Fungi; Microsporidia; Unikaryonidae. Bases 1 to 222 code for a protein of 73 amino acids. The transcript has a single exon. The record is from RefSeq and is a predicted model, not a curated record.